UUACACACAACCGUUUCAAAAUAUCCGGAGGACCCGCUAGAAGUAGUAUGGCCGACACAGUGGAACCAGAGCCUCCCCCACCUCCACCAGAGGAGGUCACGAUAACCCAGCCAGUCACGGUCAUACCGUCCAACGCCACACCCCCUCGCCAAGGAUGCAUGGGAAAGAGGAGCCGGCUAGAGAAGGUUUUGCUCGUCUUGGUUAUCUUCGUGCUCAUCAUCUGCUUGGGCUUCGUCGCUGCCUUUAUCAUUUUUUAUUUCUUCGCCACUCCCCCCGUAGUAACAUGUUUAACAGAGAACUGCGUACGAUCAGCAUCACGCUUGAAAGAGAAAAUGAACGAAAAAGUGAAUCCAUGCGACGAUUUCUACGAAUACGCUUGCGGUGGUUGGUUAAAAAAGCAGGAGCUCAAACCUCACGAAACGAAGAUUGAUUUAGCCUCAACAAUCAAUGAUGGGAAUUCGGUCAAGAUCAAGGGUUUGUUGGAAAUGAAAAAUGAAGCCAAAGACCCUGCCUAUAAAAAAUUGCCUAGAUUAUUCUAUUCCAGGUGUAUGGACUUAAACAGAUUGAAUGUGAGGGGUGCUGAGCCAUUUCUUAAACUGGUCGAGAGCAUCGGCAAGUUCCCAUCCUUGGACAGCACCUGGAAUGAAACAGAUUUUAAAUUGGAGGACAUUUUGAUUAAAUUGGCUAGACAUCGUUUGAUGCCCUUGGUAACAUUGUAUGUGCACAGGGAUAUUAAAAACGUGGAUAAGAAUAAAAUAUAUAUAACUGAUGCAUCACUGACACUGAGCAAUAAAGCAUCGUACCAGGAGGGUAGGAAUGAUCAGCGUGUUAAGAGCUAUGAAAAAUGGUUCAUCGACACUCUGGUUCAGCUUGACGUUGAUAAACAAGAUGCAGAGACAGAUGCAAAAGAUGUUGUGGAUUUUGAAAUCAAACUUGCUAAACUCAUGAGAAGUGAUGUAGAUAAAACAGAUCAGGAAUCAACCUACAACUCUAUGAGUGUGGCAACUUUGCUUGGAAAAUACACCUGGUUAAAUUGGUUGGAGUUACUUCAAGGACUAGCAUCACCUUACAGUAUUUUCAUUGGUAAUGAGGAAAUAAUUAUCAACAUGGAACCUGCAUAUCUUGAGAAACUGGGGGAAGUGCUCAAAAAUACACCAAAAAGGGUCCAGGCUAACUACCUCAUGUCCAAGCUGCUUGGCUUUACUGAACUACUGAGCACCAACUUCACACUUCUCUAUGACCAACUGAUAGCGGCAACACUAAAGACCCAGCCAAGGCCUAGAUGGGAGAAGUGUGUAGAGGAAGCAACUGCCUUGUUCCCUGAUGCAAUUAGUCGAAUGUACAUAGACAACUUUUUCAGCAAAGAAGCUAAAGAAUAUCUAAGCACAAUGAUAAGUGAUUUGACUGAAGCUUUUAAAGAAUUACUGCAUGAGAAUACUUGGAUGACUAAAGAGACCAAGAAAAAAGCAGAGGAUAAGCUCAAUGCAAUUGGUUCUAAAAUUGGAUAUCCAGAUUAUAUUCUUGAUGAUGUUCAACUUAACACUCUGUAUUCAAAUAUUUUCUCAAAAGAAACAGAAUAUUUUGAAACCAAUACAGCCUACCUUAAUAACGCAGCUGAAAAUAAUAUUAAGAAACUGAGGGAACCAAAGGAUAAGAGCAAGUGGCCUGUCCCAGCAAUUACAGUCAAUGCUAAUUACGAUACUUUAAAUAAUGAAAUUAUCUUUCCUGCUGCUUUCCUGCAACUUCCCCUCUACAGUCAGGAUUUUUCAAGUUCUGAGGGAUAUGGUACAGUGGGAUCUAUGUAUGGCAGGUUGUUAACUAAAGGGUUUUAUGGUAAUGGCAGCCACUAUGAUAAGGAUGGAGUGUACAGGGACUGGUGGACAGAUGAAGACAAGGCAAACUUCAAAUCUCGUUCCCAGUGCUUUGUUGAUCAGUAUGGAUGUUACAGUUGGGACGGACACAGUGUAAAUGGGAUCACAACACUUGGAGAAAACAUUGCUGAUAAUGGAGGGCUUAAGCAGAGCUACAGAGCUUACAGAAAUUUUGUGAAAAGACAAGGGUCAGAGGAGAAUAGAUUACCUGGCCUUGACCUAAAUCAUAACCAGAUUUUCUUCCUCAGCUUUGCUCAGGUGUGGUGUGCCAAGUACAGGGAUGAGGUCAAGAAAGAAGUUGUGGAAACUGACAUUCAUUCUCCCUCUAAAUUUAGGGUGUUUGGGACACUGAGAAACUCCAAAGAGUUUGCAGAAGCUUUCAUGUGUAAACCAGGCUCUAGGAUGGUCACUCUGGACAAGUGUGUGUUGUGGUGAUGCAAGUCUCAUUUAGUUCCGUUGGAGUUCAAGAGAAAAUGGAAUCUGGGCAGUCCAAUACUUGCCUGAAGAAUUAAAAAACAGUUAUGCAAAACUAUUUUCUAAAGUUUUUAGGUGCAUGAUUUAAAAAAGAUUACCAAUGUUAAUGGACAAUUAAUUUCCAAAUGUAAAAUCUUUAUUUAAAAAUGUAAUGUAAAAUGAUUAAAUAGAAACAUUUAAAUGUUUUGCCAAAUGGUUAGAAAAUAUAUGAGUGGGUUUCAGAAAAGUUUUUUUUAUGUAUACCUUCCAUAAAAUAACCAAAGCUCAUUGUGUAUGAUGUGUGACUAGUUAGGGUUUAUUAGUUGUGAUUAUGUACUUGUAGUUAGAUAGAUAUAUAAACAGAAAUUAGAAAAUAAUAGUACAUAUUUAAACUUAUGACAGUUACAAAUGCAUAUAGGGAUAAUGAAAUGUAAUGGGCAUAGAUGUGGUUUGAAUGAACAGCUAUGGAUGUGAUGUUAGAUAUUGUUUCAUCUAUAGAAAUGUUUGUUAACAUGUUGAUGUAAGAAAGUGAACACUUCACUUGAGAGAGUGAGAGAGAGAGAGAGAGAGUUAUUGCUGGUGUGUUUUUACUUAGGCUUAUCGAAUCCUCUUAUUUAAUCAUUGCUAACAAAAUGGCUAGAAUAAAAAAUUUAUCAUUAAUAAUUGAUAAUCACUCAGUAUUUUAAUUAUAAAAUCAUCAGGGCAAAUAUACUCACAUUAAAAAGUAGAUAUAGGAUUUUUUUUUAAGAUACAAAUUUCAAAUGAGAUUAAUUUUUAUAUUGAGAGGUUGAAUUUUGAUCACUAAUUAUGUAUUUUGUCUAAGAAAUAGAAAUACAAAAAAAGUUGUGUUUAGUAAAAAAAAAUUGCAUUAUCUGUGAUUCUCAUCUAUUUUGUAAUUAGCAUUUUGUUUCUAUUUAUUUUUGUAAUAGCAU
This is a messenger RNA of Physella acuta, 3256 nucleotides long. Its product is annotated as neprilysin. The record is from RefSeq and is a predicted model, not a curated record. Gene Ontology annotation, biological process: protein processing. Gene Ontology annotation, cellular component: plasma membrane. Gene Ontology annotation, molecular function: metalloendopeptidase activity. Lineage: Eukaryota; Metazoa; Mollusca; Gastropoda; Physidae.